AUGCCCAAGAAGGAGGAGAACGACGACAACGUCUGCCGCUGGCUCGAGUGCCACACGCAGUACGACACGGCCGAGGACCUCUUCAACCACGUCUGCACCGCCCACAUCGGCCGCAAAAGCGCCGGCACGCUCUCGCUCGAGUGCAAGUGGACCGGCUGCCGCGCCAAGGCGUCAAAGCGCGACCACCUCACCUCGCACUGCCGCGUCCACAUCGCCCUCAAGCCGCACGUCUGCAACAUCUGCACCAAGGCGUUCAAGCGGCCCCAGGACCUCAAGAAGCACGAGAAGAUCCACACCGAGGAGCACCAGGCGCAGCACCGCAUCAACAAGAGCACCAUCACCGUGCCGUCGAACGACACGCUGCGCGCCGGCUCGGACGACCCGCUCAAGGCGCACCUCGGCCAGCACCUCCCGCCGCACCCUCAGCAGCAGCAGCAGCAGCAGCACCAGCACCAGCAGCAGCAGCCUCACCAGCAGCAGCAGCAGCAGGCGCCGCAAGUCGCCCAGGUCCCGUACCCGUUCGCGUUCCCGGCGAUGGCGAGCGCGUUCCCGUACCUGUUCGCGCAGCCCGGCCAGCAGGCUCAGCAGGCCCAGCCGCAGCCGCAGGCCCAGCAGCAGUUUGCGCUGCCCGGCCAGAUGAGCCAGAUGGACCUCGCGUGCUUCAUCGCGCUCCAGCAGCAGCUCAACUCGCAGGCCCAGGCGGCGUCGGUCCUCCCCGGCAUGCCCGCCGGCCUUCCCGCCGCGUACGCCAUGCAGCUCGGCCAGCAGGCCCUGCAGCAGUUCCUCCCGCAAGGCGCGGGCGGCGGCAUGUACCCGUACGGCAACACGCCGUUCGCCUUCUCGGCGCCGGCGCAGGCCCAAGCGCACUACUCGGCGACGCCGACCCCGGCGCCCGGCCACAUGCCGCAGCAGCAGGCCGCGCAGCACCCGACGCCGCCUGCGUCGUCGUCGUCGCCGGCGCCAGGGCAGUCGCUGUACCCGUCGCUGCCCCAGUCGCUGUACGGCCAGCCGGCGUCGGCCUCGGCCGGCUACAACCCGCACCAGCCCAUGGCCCACACCCAGCCGCUCGUCUCGCACCUGUACCAGAACGCGCACUCGCACGCCGUCAAGGUCGAGGACCUGCCGUCGCCGGCCAACUCGGCGCGGUCGCACCACUCGCACUACUCGUCGUCGCUGUCGCCGGGCAACGUGCCCGCCCUCUCGCCGCCGUCGUCCCUCACGCCCGAGAACUCGUUCUCGCCGUCGCCCGUGCCCGAGCCCGACGCGCACCGUCGCCACCGGGCGUCGUACGGCCACGCGCACGGCGGCAGCAGCGGCAACUCGGUCGCGGGCAAGAAGCGCGGGUUCGAGGAGGCGACGGGCCAGUUCCUCGGCGCGCUCGCCAACAAGCGGUUCCAGGACGCCGAGAGCGUCGGCGCCCAGCUCGACUCGCUGUCGUCGUUCCUCCUCACGCCCGAGCUGUCGGCCCACGCCCUGACGCCGCCCGGCCUCGGCGACGACUCGGGUUCAGGCUCGUCGAGCAGCGGCUCCGAGUACGGCUCGAGCAGCCAGGUCUUUGAGCGCGAGGAGGUCGACACCAUCAACCAGCUCCUCCUCUCCCUGAACCAGAGCUUCGACACGGACCUCGCCGCGUCGGCCGGCGGUCUCGACGACGUCCACGGCUCGCUCGGCCUCGACCUGCACGGCGUCGACAUGUCGGCGCACGACCAGCACCUCCAGCACCAGCACCGCCCGAUCGCCGGCAUGCCCUCGUCGGCGUCGUCGUUCGCCCCGCAGCCGCCGUCGCUGUACCCGAACCUGUCGAGCGCGACCCUCGGCGGCGGCCAGCGUGUCGCCCCUGCGCCCGCCUCGUACCCGACGCUCCCGUCGUCGAUGCCGUCGUACGGCUACACGCCGCUGUCGUCGUCGGCCCAGGACCCGCAGCUGCGCCUCGCCAAGUCGGUCGCGCCGCCGACCAUCGCCAACGACUACCGGCCGACCCAGUACCACCACAUCGGUCGCCUGCAGCGUGCCGCACCCUCGGCGUCGUCGUCGGCUGCCGCGCCGCAGAGCGUCGAGGAGCAGGUCGCGCAGGAGCUGCUCGACGCCGACAUGGACGUCGACGACGACGUCAAGGAUGCCGCCGCGGCCCUCCUCAUGGGCAAGAGCCUGUCGCGCACGAGCGCCGCACCGCAGCUCCCGCCGCUCGCGACCGCCAUGCGCGCGUCGCCCGACCUGCGCCUCGCGCCCAUCGUCACGCGCGCCGGCUCGGCGUCGCGCCUCCCGCCCAUCCGCGACCUCCUCGCGCUGCGCUCGCCCGAGAACGACGCCGCCCAGCUCGACUCGCCGUCGUCGCCCGUCGCGAGCGGCAGCAGCAACGGGCGCACGUUUGCCUUUGCGCCGUCGGCGUCGUCGUCGUCGACCGCCUCGUCGACGACCUCUGCGACGGCGAGCUCGUCGCGCGCGAGCACGGCGCCGCUGUACCCGAGCUUGGCCUCGAUUGCGCCGACGUCGGCGUCGCGCCCCGUCUCGGCCGGCGGCGUCGAGCGCCUCACGCACCGCGUCCACAAGAUGCGCCUGCCGACGUCGGACGCGCACGAGCCGCACCCGUCGGUGCGCGAGGCCGACGCCGACCUGAGCGCGUCGAGUGACGAGGACGACGACGACGAGGGCGACCACCCGAGCUCGAGCAAGAAGUCGCGCGUCGGCGAGGCGCCUCUCGUCUCGUCGCCGCCACCGUACUCGGUCAAGGAGGAGGCCCUCGACGACGACGACGAGUCGGACCAGCUCGCGUCGGCGUCGCCGUCGUCGAGCUCGACCGUCGACGAGACCGACGUCGUCGAGGACGCCGAGCGCAAGCCUCUCGAUGCCGCCGCACGCGCCGAGUUCGAGGAGCGCGCCCGCAUCGUUGCCCGCCGCAAGGCCGUCAUUGCCUACCUCGUCCUGCACGUCAACACGGCGUACCGCGCCCAGCUUGCGCGCAAGAGCAUGAAGGACGUUCGCCGCGCGCUCAAGAAGCCGAGCAGCGCCGCCGGCUCGAGCCUCGUGCACCAGUCGUCGUCGCUCGCGGCGGCGGCGCGGACGAUCAAGGAGGAGAGCGAUCGCGACGUUGCCACGCCGGACGGUGUCGACGCUUCGGCUUGAGCCCAUUGUCGCCCUUGCCCUCGCCCCUCCCUCUCUCUUCGACCCUUCUCCUGUAGCUACUUCUUCUUUGCCGUUGCCCCCUCUCUUUGUGUAGGCCGUGCCCUUGUACACAUGGCCCCUCUGUCGUU
Molecule: messenger RNA, 3251 nt
Organism: Rhodotorula graminis WP1
Lineage: Eukaryota; Fungi; Basidiomycota; Microbotryomycetes; Sporidiobolales; Sporidiobolaceae
Exons: 3
Coding region: 1-3123 (1040 amino acids)
Biological process (GO): positive regulation of transcription by RNA polymerase II
Cellular component (GO): nucleus
Molecular function (GO): protein binding
Source: RefSeq, a predicted model, not a curated record